ACACAGACUCACAGUGUGCGGGAAAGAUAAAACGCUGCACCCUUUUCGAAAUCACAUAUUCGUUUGGCCAUGAAAAGAAGAGACCAUCGUUAUAUGAGAUAGACCGAAACGAAACACAGCAAAGUUCGGACUAACGGCGGAGCGAGUUGGACGGCUCGGUGAAGAGGAAUAAUGCGGCGGCGCGACGCAUCCUCGCCGGAGAGACCCGGGCAGCGACCCGCCGACCAGAUGUACCGGAACGGUGCGGCGCCCGCCGGCAGCGCCGCUGGUGACGGCAGCGCUCAGGAGUUGAGUCCCGCCGCUGUCAAUCACAUCCUCAUGGACUUCCUCAUAUACGUGGGUAAAACACUGGUGGUCUUCUACCCCGUGUAUCUGACGGGGUAUCUCGGUCUCAGCGUCAGCUGGGUUCUACUGUGCAUGGUGAUGAUCACUUGGUGGAAGAAAAAUCGCCGGUGGAAAGACGACCGCAUCGGAACCUCCUUACAGUUUGUGGACACAGAAACGCACGUGAUCAAAGAGGAGUUGAAUAAAACGCUGAAUAUGGCAACGUGGGUCAACUUCCCUGAUGUUGAGAAAGUAGACUGGCUUAACAAGGUGUUGGCGCAGGCCUGGCCUUUCUUUGGAAUGUUUAUGGAGAAGCUCCUCAAAGAAAAGAUCCAGCCGUCCAUCAGGCUCUCAAGCGCCGCCCUCAAAACCUUCACCUUUACCAAGGUCCACUUUGGUCACGAACCUCUCAGAAUCACUGGAAUGAAAGUGUACACCCAUGAAGUGGAUAAGAGGGAGGUGAUUCUGGACAUGAAUAUAAGUUACGAGGGUGAUGUGGACAUUGACACGGAAGUGAAGCCACCGAUCACGGCUGGUGUCAAAGGACUUCAGUUUCAAGGCACGCUAAGGGUAAUUUUGGAGCCUCUCAUUGGCCACGUGCCAUUGGUGGGAGGAGUCACCUUUUUUUUCAUUCGCCGCCCUACCCUGCUAAUCAAUUGGACUGGAAUGACCAAUCUCCUGGACAGUCCUGCUUUCAGUCAGCUGUCUGAAGAGACCAUCAUGGACAUAAUUGCCUCUUUAAUGGUGCUUCCCAACCGCAUGUGUAUCCCCCUCAUAGACCAAGUCAAAGUAGAUCAGAUGAGGUUCCCACUACCUCGUGGGGUGGUGAGGGUCCACUUGAUGGAGGCAAGGGAUCUCCUGGCCAAGGAUACUUACAUGAUGGGUAUGGUUAAGGGCAAGUCUGACCCUUAUGCAAUACUCCGAGUUGGCAACAGACAGUUCAAAAGCAAAACAGUUAAAGAGAAUCUCCACCCACGCUGGAAUGAAGUGUAUGAGUUUGUGGUGCACGAGGCCCCAGGGCAGGAGCUGGAGGUGGAGCUAUUUGAUGAGGACACAGACAAAGAUGAUUUCCUUGGGAGGUAUCAGAUUGAUUUUGGAGAAGUGAAGCGAGAGAAAGAGAUGGAUCAGUGGUUUCCUUUGGAUGGGGUCCAGAAUGGAGAAGUCCAUAUGAAACUCCAGUGGCUGUCCCUGCAGACAGACCAGAGCCUGUUGCAGGAGAAUGAUGACGGCUGUGCCUGUGCCAUGCUUGCAGUGUAUUUGGACAACGCCUCAAACCUACCAAAAGACCACAGUGAGUUCAGCCACACUCACAAACAUGGGAAGCAUUCAAAGGAAGCCAGGCUCACAAGGAGAACUGCCAAUCCCAAUUCAUUUGUGGAAGUCUCCAUUGACGAACAAAUUCAGAAAAGCAAGGUUGUGUAUGCAUCUAAAGACCCAGUGUGGGAGGAGGGCUUCACCUUCUUUGUGCACAACAUCGAGAACCAGCACCUCAUUGUUCAGGUCAAGGAGCAGGGGAAGAAAACUCUCCUGGGUGCCCUUAACUUGCCCCUCAGUCGUCUCCUCAACACCUCCAACAUGAUGCUGGACCAGUGCUUUCUGCUAGAACGCUCUGGAGCCAAUAGCCAGAUAAAGAUGAAGGCCACACUCAGGAUUAUUACUGUUGAAAAGCCGCCACCCAAAUUCCUCCCUCCACCACAACCCAAACCGCGAACUCUGCAGACCAACCAGAGAGGUGGCCCCUCCACAGCCACUCCUGCAACCUCCGCACCCUCCUCUGCCCCUCCUGCCUCCCCCACCAGCCCCGCCCAUGUCACAUCCCCGGCCCCGAAGGUUGGCCCCUCCAACGGCUUUGAUGGAGACUACACUGCCCACCGCCGUGACUCCUUCCUGGCUUCUGACGGCCGGCGAUCGGUUCCUGCCACACCCCACAUGCGUCGGUUCGACUCCCACAGCCUGCUGUCGGAGAAUUCCAUCACCUCAUCUCGCUUCGACCUUUCGGAUGGAGCACCCUAUCCGGAAGCCAUCAUGAACCAUCAGGGGUCAUUUGGGGAGAUCCAGCUGACAGUGCGUUACGCCACUCUGAGGAACAAGCUCAUCGUCCUGGUCAACUGCUGCAGGAACCUGUUCCGCUGCAAUGAGAAUGGCUCAGAUACUUACGUUCGUCUAUACCUACUCCCUGACCAGUCCUGGAGACAUCGCAUGAGGACACAGGUCAAAAAGAGGACCGUGAAUCCUGUCUUCAAUGAAAAGUUUGAGUAUGAUGUGUCACUACAAGAGGCAGUGACCAGGAAGUUUGAUUUGGCAGUGAAAAACAACAAAAUGUUCCACACACGGGAGAGAAAGGAGAUUGGCAUGGUCCUGAUUGAUCUUUCCCAUAUGGAUCUUGCCAAAGGAUUUACAGAAUGGUAUGAGCUGACGCUACCUGGGCUGAGGAAAUGCAACUAGUUGGUGGAGGUGUUGUACUGCAGUUCUCAGCAACAUGGAAAAGUCCUCAUCAGUCCUCAGAAUAAAUGCCAAUAUUUCUGUAGUUCACUUACUCUACCAGGGCUAGUUUUAAAAAAAUUGGCACCGUGAUUUGUCCAACUGAGGUGACCCCAAGCAAAUAUAAAAUGACAUAACUGUGCUUUUAAAAAAUCCAGCUCAAACUGCAAAGUUUUGUGAUUAUAAUUGGUUUGUUUAUAGACAAUACUUAACACCUACUUAAGAUGAUAUUCAGGUUUAGAUAACUCAUAUAUAUAUAUAUAUAGAUAUAUAUAUAUAUAUAUAUAUAUAUAUAUAUAUAUAUAUCAACCCAGAUACAGGAAAAAAAGUUUUAAUGCAUUGCAAUGCAUUAAAACUUUUUUUCUUGUAUCUGUGUGGAUAUUCCACUCCUCAUUAGUUGAGCACUUAUAACACCAUUGACGGUUUUGGGAAAAAAACGCUAUAUAUAUAUAUAUAUAUAUAUAUAUAUAUAGCCUUGUAUACACAAUCUAACACAAUUUUGAUACCAUAGAAACUAAAAUGGAGCAGACUACUAAAAAAAAACUUAACACGAUAAGAUCAUGCUUUAGCAUCUUAUAUAGCAUUAAAACCCAACAGUCUUAAACCCAUACUGUGUAUUUUGGGAUUGAAGAUUAUUUGUUUAUCUUAUUUUUAAGUGGCAAACAUAUGCCAACAUGCUGUAAAACAGAAUAUAUUUGGACAAAUCUUAGACAAGUACAGGGGAAUCCUCGACAUCCUUGAUUAAGUGGCAUUUGUUUGUCACGGGAAAAAGAUAUUCCAAUAUCAUGUUUAUGCAGUAAUGUUUGGUUUUCUGUUUAAGAAAGAAACUUGUGAAAGUCUUUGGCUAAUUUUAGAGGUUAUUCAUCAUUCUAAAAUAGGCUUGGGUUUUUCAGGGGGCACUUACUGCUUUUUUUAUUAUUUGAGAGUGAAUUUUUGUGACUUUUGGUGGAUUUGUAUAUAAAGAGCUGCAUUGAUAAAGGUUAUAAAAGUAACUUAUUUAACAAGCCAAGAUGACUGCAUCACUCUUAUGUGACAGUGACGUGAGGCCGGUACUGUAUUGCACAGAGGAAGGUCACAAAUUGUCACACACAUUUUCCAUGCACAUUCAUAUAUAUUUCUGUUGAGCAUAAUCACAGCCUUAGAUUACCAGCGGUUUCAAAUGUUUAAAAAAGGUAAUUGUCAAAUAUUUUUUAUAACCCUUCUUGUGUUAUUCUUUAACAUUUUAAGUAGUCGUGUUGGCAAGUCAUGCUAUUUGAAUAAAGAUUCUAUUAUCCACCUGUAGGUGGUGCCAUAAACCAGGUUUAAGUACUCCCAUAAAAGUCAAGUCAAGUCAACUUUAUUUGUAUAGCCCAGUACCACAAAUGACAAAUUUGCCUCAAGGGACUUGCAUGUUUAAGUGUUAUAUAUAUUUAAGGUUGUCUCAAAUCAAAAUACCAAAAAUUGAUUUCCAAAUUUGAGUAAAUCAAAUUAGCAAUGAUAAAAUGGCUCCCUUCAUUUAGGCUACAGUAGGAUUUACAUGAGGGAAAUUAUAUAAACUUAAGAAAGUAUGCAAAAAUUAUAUGUUUAAGAAUCUUCACAAAUCUUCACAAAUUGUUAUUUACUCAUAUUUUUUUGUAUUUGUAUUUCUGUUGGAAUCUUUUCCGCCCGUUGAGCUUUGGUAAAUUAUUACUCUGGACAAAUACUACAUCUUGUGUGUGAUCACAUUUUUGUGUGUGAUUGCCUCACACAGGUGGUUUAUUGUGUUGACUAAAACGAAUAAGGAUCGAUUACUUUAUAACAAGAAAUAAAGGCCUUGUGU
This is a messenger RNA of Lampris incognitus (smalleye Pacific opah), 4603 nucleotides long. It is a transcript of the gene esyt3, whose product is annotated as extended synaptotagmin-like protein 3. NCBI's taxonomy places the organism in Eukaryota, Metazoa, Chordata, Actinopteri, Lampriformes, Lampridae. The record is from RefSeq and is a predicted model, not a curated record. Bases 172 to 2769 code for a protein of 865 amino acids. Gene Ontology annotation, molecular function: lipid binding. Gene Ontology annotation, biological process: lipid transport. The transcript has 23 exons.